Molecule: messenger RNA, 528 nt
Organism: Kickxella alabastrina
Lineage: Eukaryota; Fungi; Kickxellomycota; Kickxellomycetes; Kickxellales; Kickxellaceae
Exons: 7
Coding region: 1-528 (175 amino acids)
Source: RefSeq, a predicted model, not a curated record
AUGGGGGCCAAAAAGGAGAGGGAAGGGAGAUUGCUGGGCGCACCGCUCUACACUGUGAUGGCGGCGGCUGCAGAAGAGCGGAUGAUCACCGCCCUUGGGCUUCCCCAAUCCGCAGAGGUGGCCGGUGUAGUCACAGGGGCUGCUACCUUGGAUCUGAGUCUGCGCAAGAUAUGUGAGGGCGCGGCAGAGUCAAAAGGAGCCAAGCAGAGCCAGAGCCAGACCCAGAACCAAACGCAGACACAACAGUACAAGUUUGGCCAGUCAGUCAGUCGGCUGGAAGAACGCUUUGCCGGAGGAACGGGCGGGGCUGGUCAGUCGCUGGGCGACGGCGGUCGCUUGGCCAAGGUGGUAGCCAUCUCCAAGGUGCGCGUAUACCCAAUAAAAGGCCGGCCCGUGCGCUGCGCAGAAUACAAAGAGGGCGUGGGAAAUGGACACGCCCAGCAGCAGCAGCAGCAGCAGCAGCCACCGCUCGCACAAUUACAUUGCCACAGGAGCCUCAAAGCGGCGGCAGACAAGCGCGGCGGCUAG